CUGAGCCAAAGGGUUGUCUGGAGGCUCCAGGGCAAAGACACCUAGCCUGCCAUGCUGUGCCGUCUGCCCUCCAGGCUGCCAGCCAGGAUGUGGGGCAGGACUUUGGAGAAGCAGUCAUGGAGGAACAGCAGUCAGACUCCUUCCCCAUGUCUUAUCCACAGACUGGACCACAUUGUGAUGACAGUAAAGAGUAUCAAAGACACCACAAUGUUUUAUUCCAAGAUCCUGGGCAUGGAAGUCACAACUUUCAAGGGCGACCGGAAAGCAUUGUGUUUUGGAGACCAGAAAUUUAACCUCCAUGAGGUGGGAAAGGAAUUUGAACCCAAAGCUGCUCACCCAGUUCCUGGCUCCCUGGACAUAUGUCUGAUCACAGAGGUACCUUUGGAGGAAAUGGUCCAGCACCUCAAGGUUUGUGAUGUCCCCAUUGAGGAGGGUCCAGUCCCCAGAACAGGGGCCAAAGGACCCAUUAUGUCCAUCUACUUCCGAGACCCUGACAGAAACCCGAUUGAGGUGUCCAACUAUAUCUCCUCAUGAUUUGAGGCUGGCCCUCUGCCAUUCUGUUCCCUGUGAUGUCUCCCUCUCCCUUUCUGCCUGCAAACUCUCACCCAAGCCCAGAGAUCUCCAAGGACUGAGGACUUUGGCACUUCAUUCUUCCUACUUCGGGGACCUGAGUUGGGUUUGGGACCAAAAUUACAUGUCUGAAUGUCCUCCAUCCAAGGCUCCCCUAAUAAAUUAACAACCUCUC
This is a messenger RNA of Neofelis nebulosa (Clouded leopard), 745 nucleotides long. RefSeq names its product glyoxalase domain containing 5 (gene GLOD5). Bases 52 to 534 code for a protein of 160 amino acids. The transcript has 4 exons. The record is from RefSeq and is a predicted model, not a curated record. NCBI's taxonomy places the organism in Eukaryota, Metazoa, Chordata, Mammalia, Carnivora, Felidae.